Myxocyprinus asiaticus (Chinese sucker) is the source of this 2602-nucleotide messenger RNA. RefSeq names its product deubiquitinase DESI2-like. Gene Ontology annotation, biological process: protein deubiquitination. NCBI's taxonomy places the organism in Eukaryota, Metazoa, Chordata, Actinopteri, Cypriniformes, Catostomidae. Bases 1029 to 1634 code for a protein of 201 amino acids. Gene Ontology annotation, molecular function: deubiquitinase activity. The transcript has 5 exons. The record is from RefSeq and is a predicted model, not a curated record.
GGAUGAUGGAAUCGCGCUGCGUACAGAUCAUGAUGCUGAUGAUGAUGAUGUAAUAAACGCCGAUGAUUCUAUAUGAAUACGCGCGCGGAUCACGCUCGCUACGCGGUUAAAGUGAUGUCAUCAUCCAUACCGUGAAGUGUAUUUAGGAAAUUUAACACUGCGUUUCACCGGAAAUCAUCCGCGCUGCUCAAUUCUCCCAGCGCGGCCUGCAUAAGGACAAACCCCAGGACUGCGGCGCAGAUGGCUGUUGAGAUCGGGACUGCAGCAAGCUCACUUCCUCACAGCUGCAACCCCUGCACUCUGCCGAACAGCAAACCCCGUGCAACUGAAACGCCAGAAUGCACGCUUCAUUGCAGCAACACCCAAUAUGGAAUAUCAGUCAUCUUAACGGGAAUUCUGACUCCUGAGUCGCUGGUUACGGUGCUCAUUUGAAUGACAGCCAGUCGAGGUGCAUCACCCAUCUUCUGAUUAGGACUAAUCAACGAGCCUCAGUUGUUCUGUAUACAAAGCUACAGACAAACGGAGACGUCUGAAGAGAUAUUAAGUGGUCAUCACAGUCUAAUUCGCUGCCUGUCAUCAGUGCACAAACCUUUCGCGCUUACCGGAGACUCCCCGCGCGCUGCGCACCCGGAGGCCCCAAGUGCCUGUUUUCUCACGCUUGAUUCACCAUAUAUGGAAACUGAUGCCCUGUUUGCCUUUUCUCAUCCGUGUCUACCUCUGCAACCCUUAUUUCUCCUUAAAUAACCACCCGCUUAUGCCCGCGAGCCAAACUAAACAUCUCACAGAAUGACUUUAUUGAUGAAUAAAAUGACAAGAAAAUAAUGUUUUACUGUGAUUUGGUCUUUCGUCUGUUGAUCUAGCGCCCAGCUCGAGUUUACAGUGUUUAUCGAUUUUAUUUUUUUUUACCUUCUUUGGACCCGAAACUGCAGUUGAGCGCAUCUGGUGCUUUGGGCAGCUGUCACGAGAGCAAUAAUAAACGCCCGUUAUUUUAAGGGAUUUUGCGCGGGCUUCUUUCUCAGGAUAUCAGGAUGGCAAAUGAACCCGUUAUCCUUAAUGUGUAUGACAUGUAUUGGAUAAAUGAAUACACCUCCACUCUGGGUAUUGGAGUCUUCCACUCAGGAAUAGAGAUCUACGGCAGAGAGUUUGCAUAUGGGGGCCAUCCAUACCCUUUCAGUGGCAUUUUCGAGAUCAACCCUGGAAAUGCCUCAGAACUGGGGGAGACUUUCAAAUUCAAAGAAGCUAUAGCUCUGGGUACAACUGACUUUGCAGAGGAGGACAUUGAUAAAAUAAUGGAGGAGCUGGGCAAGGAGUUCAAGGGGAACGCCUACCACCUGAUGCACAAAAACUGUAACCACUUUUCAUCCUCGCUUUCUGAGUUGCUGUGUGGUAGAGAGAUUCCGCGCUGGGUUAAUCGGUUGGCAUAUUUCAGUUCCUGUAUUCCAUUCCUCCAGAGUUGUCUGCCUAAAGAAUGGCUCACGCCCGCUGCACUCCAAAGUCACAUCAGCAUGGGCCUUCGAAAUGAGAACGCACACUCUCACACACACGAGUCCAGCGACGAUGAGACCUCGUCUGCCACAGGUGCAGCUGCGGGACAGCCUGGAACAUCACAUAGCUGCAGACACACCCGUGUGUGAUCUGACAUACAUAUUUACACAAAUACACACACAUAUACAUUGUAAUACACUUCAACCUCUAAUCCUGCUGCUACAGCACCUCCUGCUGGACUGGAUGAACACUAGACCACUUCACCUCUCUGAAAGUGGUAAUCAAAGUCAUGUUUUUCAGUAGAGCCACCAGGGAUUUAAAAAAAAACUUGUACUCUUAAGGUUUUAGAAUUAUUUGAUUUUUUUACUCAGAUUUUAGGAAAAUGAAAACAGUGUUUGCCAUUUAGUAUUCUCUCUCGAAUAAGCUCUUUCCUCCGAACAUGGGACAAUAUUAAAGAUGGGUGAUCAUGAUAGACUCCACCCUGCUGGUGUGUGACAGCACUACAGGGCCCUCCCUCUACACAGUACUGAACUUUCAGUAGUGUAUCCAUUUCUGUCAGUCCCUUAGACUUUUAAUUACAUGUCUGGAUGUUCUCCAGAUUUAGCCGAGUUUGCUGUGUAUUAACUUAUUUUCUAUUAUGUGAUGGAAUGGGACAGUGUUUACUGCUGCUCGUUUCUGGCUGGUUCUCAUGUGAAAGAUCUGCAGAGGAACUUACAUUCCUUAAUGUUACUACUUUUUUUCCCUUAAUGAUUUUAAUAUAUAAAGCUGCUUUAAUUUAAUGAUAUGAUGUCAAACUCUUUAAUGUCAUAUUCUUUUCCUUUCAGAUUUGGUUUUAAGCUGUCAGAUUUUGGUUUACAUUCAUUUUGUUUAAUUUUCUUAGAAUGUACAUUGGCUGUAUGUUAUGAUAUUAUAGUGCAAGGUUUGUAUGGUGUUAUUUAAAUAUGCAUUGAUGCAUUUAUGCUAUAAACAAACCCAUGGCAGUAUGUGUCACACAGACUCACUGAAAUGAGUUGGAAAAUGCAGCCUUAUAUAUGUAAGCCAUUGAUAUGCUGUAGUCAAUUGAAACAAAAGCCUUUUGUUGUUCUGUCGUCUUGGACACAAAGGGGGCAUUUGUAAG